AUUGGAUUCUACGUCGACGGACCUAAUAAUUUUCCCUCUGGAAGAGGUGGAUUGCAGAAAAGUUAGAACAGGACAUCCCACGCCGAGGGAGCAGAGCAUGCUUGCCCGUGGAUGGAGCAGCGCUGCAGGAAGGACACCGCUUUCUGCAGCGACCAUGGAUGCGAAAUUUUCAAGCCAGGUUCUGAGGAACUUUAGCCGGAGGAUGAAGAGACGCUUCGUCAUACCCAGAAAGGUCCAUCGGUGUUACAAGCCUUGCUCCAGCGCUUUCGAUUCCAACAGCAGUAGAAAUGGCGGAAUCACAAGUUCUGACAUAGUGGAAAGGGAAUACGCCGAUCUCAACCUCAAGGACCUCUAUGGUGCCGGACAGGUCAAGAUUGGUCAUGUGCGGAUUCGGCAGCAUGUGAAUCCUCUUGGCUCUUCUUUCAGUGUACCUGUGGAGGUGCCUGACUGGGAUGAUGUUUUCAACAACUCCAAACUGCCUCUUAUGGUGGAUAUCGGUAGUGCUUUUCUAGGUAGUGGCAGACUCCUGAUUUGGCUUGCUAAAAGAUUUCCUGAGUCAAGAAAUUACUUAGGACUGGAAAUUCGACACAAGCUGAUCCAACGCUGUCAGUUCUGGUCGAAAGAAAUUUCUCUCAGGAAUAUCCAUUUCUUAUCUUGCAAUGCUACAAUAUCUUUUGAAAGAUUAGUGUCUUCAUAUCCUGGUCCUCUAGUAUUUGUUACAAUAUUGUGUCCUGAUCCUCAUUUUAAGAAGAGGCAUCAUAAGAGAAGAGUACUGCAGAAGCCUUUGGUUGAUUCAAUUUUGAAUAAUCUGAUCACAGGAGGACAGGUUUUACUGCAAUCGGACGUGCUCCAAGUGGCGAUGGAUAUGAGAGAUCAGUUUGACCUGCGAAUUGAUGUGUUGAAGCAUAUUGAUGCUAUUGAUGACAGUUUUUCAUGUGAUGAAGAUGGUUGGCUGCAAUAUAAUCCAAUAGGAAUACGUACUGACAGGGAGAUACAUGCAGAAUUGGAAGGUGCAAAAAUUUACCGUCGAUUUUAUCAGAAAAUUUAAUUUCUUUCGUAAAUUAUUCUUUGAUAGGACUAUUUAUUUAUUUAGCUGUGGAAAGAUUUAAAACGUUUUUUCAAUAUCAAUUAUUGAAUUAUUUUGAUUUUUAAUAUCAGUUGUAUCGAAAUUCAUAAAUUUUAUGUGGUAUGUGUAAUUUAGUUUAAUUAUUGAAAACAAAGAAAAGAGCCGCCCUCGUUGUCUC
Messenger RNA from Dendrobium catenatum, 1244 nucleotides. Its product is annotated as tRNA (guanine-N(7)-)-methyltransferase. Gene Ontology annotation, molecular function: tRNA (guanine(46)-N7)-methyltransferase activity. NCBI's taxonomy places the organism in Eukaryota, Viridiplantae, Streptophyta, Magnoliopsida, Asparagales, Orchidaceae. Gene Ontology annotation, cellular component: tRNA methyltransferase complex. The record is from RefSeq and is a predicted model, not a curated record. The coding region runs from base 98 to 1048 and encodes 316 amino acids. The transcript has 8 exons. Gene Ontology annotation, biological process: tRNA methylation; RNA (guanine-N7)-methylation.